Messenger RNA from Apus apus (common swift), 3013 nucleotides. RefSeq names its product transmembrane protein 184C (gene TMEM184C). Gene Ontology annotation, biological process: transport. The coding region runs from base 228 to 1565 and encodes 445 amino acids. The transcript is spliced from 10 exons. NCBI's taxonomy places the organism in Eukaryota, Metazoa, Chordata, Aves, Apodiformes, Apodidae. Gene Ontology annotation, molecular function: transporter activity. The record is from RefSeq and is a predicted model, not a curated record.
CCGGGGCCGCGCCGGGCAGCCCGCGGCGGGUAGCGGCGGGCUGGGGCUGGCCGGGCUGAGGAGGGCGGCGGCGCGGAGCGGAGCCGAGCUGGCCGCUGAUGCGAGGCGGCGGGGGGUGCGGGCGGCCCCGGCGGUGAUGCGCGGCCCGCGGGGGCUGCCGGUCCCGGCCCGCUGAGGCGCCGCGGGUGCUGGGUCGGUGCGGGGGGCGUGCCGGUGGGGCCGCGGCCAUGCCGUGCACCUGCGGGAACUGGCGGCGGUGGAUCCGGCCGCUGGUGGUGCUGCUGUACAUCGUGGGGCUGCUGGUGGUGGUGCCGCUCUGCGUCUGGGAGCUGCAGAAGCUGGAGGUUGGAAUUCAUACCAAGGCAUGGUUUAUUGCUGGGAUAUUUCUGCUAAUGACUAUACCAAUAUCUCUCUGGGGAAUACUACAACACUUAGUCCAUUAUACUCAGCCAGAGUUACAGAAACCAAUAAUAAGGAUUCUAUGGAUGGUGCCGAUUUACAGUUUAGACAGUUGGAUAGCUUUGAAAUACCCCAACAUUGCAAUAUAUGUGGAUACAUGUCGAGAAUGCUAUGAAGCUUAUGUCAUCUAUAAUUUUAUGGUUUUUCUUUCAAAUUAUCUAACCAACCGAUAUCCAAACCUCGUCUUAAUAAUAGAAGCAAAAGAUCAGCAGAGGCAUCUGCCACCUCUAUGUUGUUGUCCAUCAUGGGCUAUGGGAGAAGUUUUAUUAUUUAGAUGUAAACUGGGUGUUUUGCAGUACACAGUUGUCAGACCAUUCACUACUAUCAUUGCUUUAAUUUGUGAACUAGUGGGAGUGUAUGAUGAAGGAAACUUCAGCUUUGACAAUGCUUGGACUUACUUGGUUAUACUUAACAACAUGUCACAGCUAUUUGCUAUGUAUUGUCUGGUGCUGUUUUAUAAAGUACUACGUGAAGAACUGAACCCUAUCCAACCUGUUGGCAAGUUCCUUUGUGUGAAGAUGGUAGUUUUUGUUUCUUUCUGGCAAGCUGUGCUUAUUGCAUUGUUGGUGAAAGUUGGUGUUAUUUCUGAGAAACACACCUGGGAAUGGCAAAGUGUGGAAGCUGUGGCUACAGGCCUGCAGGAUUUUAUCAUUUGUGUUGAGAUGUUCUUAGCUGCAAUUGCUCAUCACUACAGUUUUUCUUAUAAACCUUAUGUUCAAGAAGCUGAAGAAGGGUCAUGCUUCGACUCCUUUCUUGCCAUGUGGGAUAUUUCUGAUAUAAGGGCAGAUAUAUCAGAACAGGUUCGAAAUGUGGGAAGGACAGUUUUGGGGCAGCCAAGGAAAAUGUUUUUUGCUGAGGAUCAUGAACAUAAUGAGCAUACAAGUUUAUUGUCUUCAUCUACUCAAGACCCGAUUUCUGAUGCUUCUUCAAUGCCCUCUUCACCUAUGGGUCAUUAUCAGGGGUUUGGACACACUGUGACGCCUCUCACAACACCAACAACAGUCCCUGCAAUUGAUGGUAUUUAUAAUACUUCUGCUACUCAAGAUGCUGAGGAGUCACCUGAACUAGAGCACAAUCUAUCAGAGAAAGUUUUGGAUAAAAGUUAGACUCAAGAUAUUAUUUGAAUGUGUCAGGGAAUCUCUUGUAUGCUCACCACAUAUGUACUAUUAGUGAUGAAAGUUGAAAAGCUUGGAAAAGCUACUGUGCACAGAGGAUAUGGCUGUAACAUCUGGAUCUAUAAUGGAUAUGAGUAUCUGUGAGUACCCCAUGAGUAUAAAACACGCACACUUUAAAGGUUUCUGCAUAAAUUUAAGAAUUAACUCCUUAAACUGCUAGACACUUACACAUCACAUCAAGAUUACACUGACUUCUAUUAAUACAAAAGAAACCUUUGAAAAAAUACUCUGCUCUUCUAAAGUUGUGUAAGUACUAUUAGCAAUGGGAAAAUUUAUUUUCAAGAAUGUAAUUUAAGGAAGGCAGCAGCAAAAAGUGUUUUUAUUAGCUUUUGUUGUCUUCUUAAUGAUGGUAACUUCCAUAUCCCAAUGCUGAACGGAGUGUCAGCAAAAUUGUAACUUCUGUACAGAUACCAUCUUCUGCCCUUUCUUGCAUAGCUAAAUAAAACCUCUUCAUUAAGAUAAUUAUUACAAUGCAUCAGUAAAGAAUCUAAACAAGGAAAGCAUUCCCUCUAGGCCUCACUAUAAAAUUCCAUGCUCACAACACAUGGUUGGCAUAGCUGUUGUCCUUGUAGCUCUUAAUUUUUAAGUCUUUUACAUUCAGAAGAGACAGCCAGGAUGAUAGGUGUUGGUCGACUUAACUUUUUUCCUAUCCUUCUAAAAUAAGAAUAAGGGUUACUACCCUAAAAUACAUGGAGGGGGAAAAAAGGAGGUCAAAAAGGAAGUAGAAAACAAAACUGAUUUAUUUUGGGCUGCAAUAAAUUCUUUAACACUUAAGUUUUUUUAAGCUGUUAAAGCAAGAUAUCUUGACAAUGUGUCUGUAGUAGUUUGUAUUCAUAACUUUGUGUGUGUGUGAUUAUUGUAUUAUGCUUCUAGUAUAGCCUGGAUUCAAAUGUAACAGAAACCCCAGAAACAACCUUAGCUAAGAUGUAGCUAGUCUAAUACUGGAGUUACUAGCAUUAGCUAUCAGAUCAAAAAGUAUACCCCUAUCAAAUGGUUAUUUUGCAAAAACUGACAAAAUCAGAAGGGUAUUGGUUUUAUCCCAUGGCAUGUUUGCAAUCUGAAAAAAAAACAAAACCAAAAAACCUAGAGCACAGACCUUUUAAGUGACAUCUGAAGUUUCUUUUUCAGCAUUCUUAGCAUUUACAAGAUAAAUGUUUAACUUCUGGCUGUCACAGUAAAUCCAUCUUAAGUGCUUUUUUUUUUUUUUUGCAGUACUAGUGUGAUGUAAAUAUUGCGCCUUACUCACUAGGCUGCAUAUUUUAUAGUUGACUAUGUACUUGCUGUUUCUGACGUUUGUGGGAAAGUGCAUAAUAAUUUUCAAUUUGCCAAGUCUUUGCCUUUGUUGUAAAUAAGCAAUUAAAGAUUUUAUUUAAACUGUU